Neltuma alba is the source of this 727-nucleotide messenger RNA. RefSeq lists its product as uncharacterized. NCBI's taxonomy places the organism in Eukaryota, Viridiplantae, Streptophyta, Magnoliopsida, Fabales, Fabaceae. The record is from RefSeq and is a predicted model, not a curated record. The transcript is spliced from 5 exons. Gene Ontology annotation, molecular function: RNA binding. Gene Ontology annotation, cellular component: nucleus. The coding region runs from base 30 to 449 and encodes 139 amino acids.
UUUUUGGGUAGCUCAUUGACAACGGUGCAAUGGACGCCAUCACAGAGGGAGUUAACAACAUCAACAUCGCCGAUUCUUACAAAAAGAAUCGCAUUCAGGUCUCUAAUACCAAGAAGCCCCUCUUUUUCUAUGUUAAUUUGGCCAAGAGGUAUAUGCAACAGCAUAAUGAGGUCGAGCUGUCAGCACUUGGAAUGGCUAUCGCGACGGUGGUGACGGUUGCUGAAAUUUUGAAAAACAAUGGGCUUGCUGUUGAAAAGAAAAUUAUGACAUCAACUGUUGAGAUAAGGGAUGACUCUAGAGGUAGACCUGUCCAGAAGGCCAAGAUUGAGAUAUUGCUGGGGAAAACAGAAAAUUUUGAUGAGCUGAUGGCGGCAGCUGCGGCUGCAGCCGCAGCCGCAGCCGAAGCCGAAGACGGUGAGAAUGGAGAUGUUGAUGAGCAUGGCGCAUGAUGUUAUUCAGGCUUGCUCCUGCAUCUCGUUCUGAUAUGUAAUAUUGAUUAGCAUAUUUGUUGUUAGAACUGUAGAAGGAACCAGAUAAGCGUUAUAAUUCAUUGCGCUUGUUGAAUGAUUCUUUUUUUAAAUUUUCAAUGUAACUUUGUUUUUGUUCUUUAUAAAAUCGGUUCUAUUGUUCUUAUAUAUUCUUCACAAUAGAUACAUCCAUUCUGUUUUUCAGGGAAAAAAAAAAAGGCCUUGGGAAGGUCAUAUCCAUUUCUGUGGAAUUCAAGAUC